ACUCACGUACGCACAACGCACGGUCCGCUCCCGAGAAACGCUCCAUAGGGACAGAAUUCCCAAAAGCCAGGCUACCGAUUGACAUCCCCCCCGCGCCCCUCAGAAUAGUUGGAUUCACGCAAUACCCAAAACAAAUGUGAACUUCUUUUGAAAUGUAUAAUAUGUAUAAUAUUAUAUAAUAUUGAUAGCCACUUUGGAAAGUAAAAUAAUUAUGUGUUAAUCAUUAGUGAUUCAUUAUCGAAUAAAAAAAAUAGGAGAUAGCAUUUGAAUCAUCAUAUAUUUAUAUCAUUUAUUUAUAUACAGUGAUAAUGCAGGAUUGCAGGAAUAUAAAUAUGAGGAAGCCUCAAAUUUUGUUUCAGUGUGUUUGUUAGGCACAAUGAAUUCUAUCAUCAUUUUGUUGGCCCUUGGUCUGGCUGCUGUGGCAGCUGUUCCAACAAACCCCCAAAGGAUUAUUGGUGGCUCGACAACCACCAUUGACCGGUACCCCGGUAUUGUUUCUCUGUUGUUUACAAGGAAUUGGAGUCAGUGGUGGCAGGCUUGCGGUGGAAACCUUCUUAACCAGAGAUCUGUUCUUUCCGCUGCUCAUUGCACAUUCGGUGAUCAAACGGGUGCAUGGCGUCUUCGUGUUGGUUCCACCUGGGCCAACAGUGGGGGUGUUGUGCAUCAAUUGAACAGAAUUAUCCAUCAUCCCAAUUAUAACAGACAAACAGCUGACAGUGACCUCUGCAUCUUACGCAGUAAUACCAACAUAGUUUUGAACAACAACGUUCGUCCUGUUAAUAUUGCUGGUUCCAAUUACAAUCUUGCUGAUAACCAACCUGUUUGGGCUGCUGGUUGGGGUGCUACUUCGCUCGGAGGGUCUGGUUCGGAGCAGCUCCGUCACGUCCAGGUCUGGACCAUCAAUCAGAAUACCUGCGCCCAACGUUACAGACCCAUUAACCGUUCUAUCACCGCUAACAUGUUGUGCUCUGGUGUUUUGGACGUUGGUGGUCGCGACCAGUGCCAGGGUGACUCCGGUGGUCCUCUCCUCCACAACAAUGUCCUUGUUGGUGUCUGCUCUUGGGGACAGUACUGCGCUGACCGUCGCUACCCUGGCGUCAACGUUCGUGUUUCCCGCUUUACUUCCUGGAUCCAGUCCAAUGCGUAAUAAUUUUAAAGAAGAAACCAACCAACAAAAUUAUUAUAAAUAAUAUGUAAAUUUGUAUUAUUUUUUCAGUUAAUUGAAAUAUAAAAUUAUCAAUGAAA
Bombyx mori (domestic silkworm) is the source of this 1245-nucleotide messenger RNA. RefSeq names its product trypsin, alkaline A. The transcript is spliced from 4 exons. Gene Ontology annotation, biological process: proteolysis. Bases 377 to 1147 code for a protein of 256 amino acids. Lineage: Eukaryota; Metazoa; Arthropoda; Insecta; Lepidoptera; Bombycidae. Gene Ontology annotation, molecular function: serine-type endopeptidase activity. The record is from RefSeq and is a predicted model, not a curated record.